This is a messenger RNA of Phlebotomus papatasi, 1243 nucleotides long. RefSeq names its product 26S proteasome non-ATPase regulatory subunit 13 (gene Rpn9). Gene Ontology annotation, molecular function: structural molecule activity. Gene Ontology annotation, cellular component: nucleus; proteasome regulatory particle, lid subcomplex; cytosol. Lineage: Eukaryota; Metazoa; Arthropoda; Insecta; Diptera; Psychodidae. Gene Ontology annotation, biological process: ubiquitin-dependent protein catabolic process. The transcript has 4 exons. The coding region runs from base 37 to 1173 and encodes 378 amino acids. The record is from RefSeq and is a predicted model, not a curated record.
ACCAUAACCUCACAAAGUUGUAUUUUGUUUGUCAUCAUGUCGGGAGUUGCGAAUUAUUUAUCUGAGCAAAAAAAGACUACAAAUAACGAGUUAGCAUCGGAAUGGACGGAAAUUGAAGAACUGUACAAUGAGAAGCUCUGGAAUGAGUUGACGAUAAAGCUGGGGACAUUUGUGAAGAACCCGGCACUGCAGAAUGAAGAAGCCCUCGUGCAACUGUACCAGAACUUCCUGUCCACCUUCGAGACAAAGAUAAAUCCGUAUGGCUUGGUGGAGAUCCUUUCGGUCGUCGUGGGGCACAUCACGGAUAAAAAAGAGGCCAAUAACUUCCUGGAGAAGCUCAAGGAGAAAGUGAAGAUCUGCGACGAAGCCGUGUGGUUGUGCAAAGUCCUGCAGGGUCAAAUUCAGCUGGAACAUUUGAAUGAUCUCGAUGCCACAAAGAAAAUCAUCGAAGAUCUCAAAGAAAUCCUCGAGGAGGCUGGAAAUGUGACUCCAGUGCAUGGGAAAUACUACAUGCUAGCCAGUCAAUACUACCGCCUAGUAGGACAACACAGUGACUACUACCGGGCAGGGCUGCAGUUCCUAGGAUGUUCAAUUGAUGAAUUUCCGCUGGAUGACUGGCCCCAGCAGGCUUUUUUCCUGGGCCUGGCUGCUCUCCUGGGAGAGGGAAUCUACAACAUCGGUGAAUUGCUCGCCCAUCCCAUCCUCCAAUCUCUCACUCGAACGGAGAAUGACUGGCUUAUUGAUCUGCUGAAAGCAUUUAAUUCCGGAGACAUCAACAAAUUCGAAAGUAUGAAGCCCAAGUGGUCUAAAAUAGCGGAUCUGGCAGCGCAGGAGGUGAAGCUGCGACAGAAAAUCUCUCUGCUCUGCCUCAUGGAGAUGACUUUCAAGCGUCCAGCAAAUCAGCGUACAAUUAGCUUCGAUGAAAUUGCAAAGGAGACCAAACUUCCACUCAACGAAGUUGAGAUCCUUGUCAUGAAGGCUCUUGCUCAGGGUCUGGUGCGAGGACAUAUCGACCAAGUUGCUGGUGUGGUCAAUAUGACAUGGGUGCAGCCUCGCGUGCUGGACAGGAGCCAAGUAGCUGCCAUGGCAACCACCCUGGACACCUGGAUGCUUUCAAUUACGGAAAUGGAGAAGCUAAUUGAGAGUCGUGCUAAUGAAAUCCUUACUAAUUGAUGUUCUUUUGUACUGAGGUCGAAAUUAAAUUAUCCUGCAAGUGGAUUAACCACAAGCAUUGGAAAUUGAA